This is a messenger RNA of Tachyglossus aculeatus (Australian echidna), 5286 nucleotides long. It is a transcript of the gene AHR, whose product is annotated as aryl hydrocarbon receptor. The record is from RefSeq and is a predicted model, not a curated record. The transcript is spliced from 11 exons. Lineage: Eukaryota; Metazoa; Chordata; Mammalia; Monotremata; Tachyglossidae. Gene Ontology annotation, biological process: regulation of transcription by RNA polymerase II. Gene Ontology annotation, molecular function: nuclear receptor activity; protein dimerization activity; transcription cis-regulatory region binding. The coding region runs from base 42 to 2615 and encodes 857 amino acids. Gene Ontology annotation, cellular component: nucleus; aryl hydrocarbon receptor complex.
GUGUGUCUGUCUGUCUGUCUGUCGGUGUGUCCGUCGGCAGGAUGAACAGCGCCAACGUGACGUACGCCUGCCGCAAGAGGAGGAAACCCGUGCAGAAAACGGUGAAGCCAACCCCAUCUGAGGGAGCCAAAUCCAAUCCAUCCAAGCGACAUAGAGACCGCCUUAAUACUGAGUUGGACCGCUUGGCUAGCCUGUUACCCUUUCCACAAGAUGUUAUCUCCAAAUUGGACAAACUUUCAGUGCUUAGGCUCAGCGUCAGUUACCUGCGAGCAAAGAGCUUCUUUGAUGUUGCAUUAAAAUCAUCCAACUGUAUCCAGUCGGACAAAAAUGGCAUUAAUGAUAGCUGCAGAACAAAACAGGGGGACAGCCUAAAUCUACAAGAAGGAGAACUCUUAUUACAGGCUUUAAAUGGCUUUGUGCUGGUUGUUACAACUGAUGCUUUGGUCUUUUAUGCGUCAUCUACUAUCCAGGACUACCUUGGCUUCCAACAAUCAGAUGUUAUUCAUCAGAGCGUAUUUGAACUUAUCCACACUGAAGACAGGCCUGAAUUUCAGCGUCAGCUUCACUGGGCAUUAAACCCCAUACAGUAUGCAGACCCAGGGCAAAGACUGCCAGAAGGUAGUGAUCUUUCACAACCAGCAACUUAUUAUAACCCAGAACAGCUUCCUCCAGAGAAUUCUUCUUUUAUGGAAAGAUGCUUCAUCUGUCGGUUAAGAUGCCUCCUAGAUAAUUCAUCUGGGUUCUUGGCUAUGAAUUUUCAAGGACGCCUAAAAUUCCUGCAUGGGCAGAACAAGAAAGGGAAGGAUGGGACCACAAUUGCCCCACAAUUGGCCUUGUUUGCAGUAGCAACUCCGCUUCAACCUCCAUCUAUACUAGAAAUCCGAACUAAAAAUUUCAUCUUCAGGACUAAGCACAAAUUAGACUUCACUCCGACGGGCUGUGAUGCCAAAGGAAAAAUUGUCCUGGGAUACUCUGAAGCAGAGUUAUGCAUGAGAGGAUCUGGAUAUCAAUUUGUUCACGCGGCCGACAUGCUUUACUGUGCUGAGAACCAUAUCCGGAUGAUAAAGACUGGCGAGAGUGGAAUGACUGUCUUCAGACUUCUUACCAAAGAGAAUAGGUGGGCUUGGGUUCAAGCCAACGCACGCUUAGUGUACAAAAACGGAAGACCCGAUUAUAUAAUUGCAACUCAGCGGCCCCUUACAGAUGAAGAAGGAAUGGAGCAUUUACGAAAGCGAAACUUGAAGCUGCCUUUCAUGUUUGCCACGGGCGAGGCUGUGCUGUACGAAGUGACCUUUCCCUUCCCCGCCCUGAUGGAUCCCCUGCAGGUGCGGAUGAAAGGUGGCACCGCGAAGGAGCCAGCCGCCAAAUCCACGCUCAACUCAGAGUCCCUUCACCCCAGCUCCCUCCUGGGGGCCAUGCUAAGGCAAGAUGAGUCCGUGUACCUCUGCCCUCCGGCUCCCAGCGCUCUCCCCCUCGAGAGGAGCUUUUUGAACGCGGCGCCGGACGAACUGAGCCGUAUCCUGGCUAGCGACUGGCAGGACGACCUAGUGCCAGUGGGCGACGGAAAUGUCGCGAAGCGGGAGCCCACCGAGCGCCCUCCAGAAACCGAACGCCCUCCGGACGGCCAACACCAAGAGGGGCUCUUCGCGGAGAGCAAAAACAGCGAUCUGUACAACAUCAUGGAAAACCUGGGCAUUGAUUUUGAAGACAUCAAACACAUGCAGCAGGAUGAGGAGUUCUUUAGAGCCGAAAUUCCCCGGGGGGAUGACCUCGGCGACAUUGACAUAACGGAUGAGAUCCUGACCUACGUUCAGGAGUCUUUAAAUAAAUCCUCGUUUUUGUAUUCGGGUUUCCAGCAGCCGCCCCCCGGGACCCCCAACUCUAGCUGCAUGGUACAGGAACGGUUGCAACAGGAACAGCUGCAGCAGAAACAAGCAGUGGAGCAGCAGCAACAACUGUGUCAGAGGAUGAAGCACAUGCAAGUCAACGGCGUGUUUCCCAAUUGGUGCCCCUCCGGGAGCAGGCCUUUUCCCUUCACCGCCCAAGAACCCCAACAGUACGCUUUCUCAGACACGCAGGGCCCUCCUCAGGACUUCCCUUACAAAUCCGAAGUCCCAUCUUACGCCUGUGGGCAGGAAUUUAUCCCCUACAAUCAGCCGCCACCCAUUCUACCCCCACCUGCAAACUUUACCCCGUUGGACUUCCCGGUGGGAAACUUCGAACACUCAUCCUACCCUGGGACUACCGAUUUAGGAGGUUACGUCGGUUGUUUGCAGCAAGUCCCCGGGGGCCAGCAGUGUGACCUGAACUCACAGCCGCCCAUGGCCACCUCUCAGCCCUGCUAUGCCGGUGCUGUGUCUAUGUUCCAGUGCCAGUCCGAACCUCAGCCUGCCACUGUCGAUCAAAUGCAAUACAACCCCAUGGUCUCAGCCCCACACUCCUUAUUAAAUAAGUUCCAGAAUGGUUUAAGCCGAGGAAUAUUAAAUGAAGCCUAUCCAGCUCAAUUGAACGGCCUCAGUAACGCUCAGACGACCGCACAGCUUCAGUCACUUGGUCAUCACCGUGCACCAGAGCCCAGCCCUUUUCCAGACUUGGCCUCUAACGGGUUCCUGUGAGGCAGCGCAAGCCCUCCCGCCUUGGGUUUGGAACGCUGCUCGCAGUCACGUGUGAAGGGAGAUUGCUUGUGACAAAAAGAAAACUGUGAAUGUGGGGCAUCAGUGGGGCAUACCUGAGGGGAUCGAUGUAUUUGCACUGUAAUCCCAACCCUAAAUUGUAUUUCGUCUUUUGGUUUUUUUUUGAAGAAUUGAAAAUGAUAAAUGAAAGUAUGCACGUAACACUCAAAUUGAAAAAUGAACUAUUGCGGUAUGACUCGUACUUGCAUUUUGCAUCAUGCUGUAAAGCACAAGAUAACACAGGUGUAUACUUUGGGAAAUGAACGUUCCGGCAAGUGGGAGGAUUUUCCACGUUUAAACUGUUUCUACUUGGAAAAAUGGAAUACUUUGACUCGGUAGCACACCUAAAUUCAUUGUAUUCUAAAUCUUUUUCCUCAAAUUUUGGGGGGUCAACCUUAUUGCCUGUAUUUUAAGAGCCUCUUAUGUGGGUAGAACAAAAUCUUUAGAUAUAAACAUUUCAGUGCAUUUCUCUUUCCCCGAUGACUUAAGUGCCUCUCACUUGUGCUACCUAUUUCAGCCCAGGCAUGUUUUAAAAAGAUACUCAUUCAUUUAACAAUGAGGCAGAGUCCCUUGUCCAGAAAAAUUUUUUACAUCGUUAGGGUCUUGGUUUGGGCAAAUUUCACCCAUGCUUUUUGGCCUGUUCUUGCCCAUUAAAACCAGCUUAAACAUCCAAGAUUAAUUUGAAAGGAAAUUAAGGUUUUUUUUAACUAAUUGUAUGUUUAAAAACUAAUUAGACAUGUCCUUUCUUCUGUUGAAGUGUCAAUCUUUAAAAAAAAAUAGUAAAACUAGGUAGCCUGCACAUCUAUGCAAAUAUCUUCCUUGACGAAUGCCAAAAGUGCCAAGAAUUAAAUCUGGGCAAUGUCAAAGGGAAAAGAUGUAUUGAUUUCCUUUUAUAAAAAAUUUUAAGUGACAAUCAAAAGUUCUAAGCUGCAUUUUUCAAAUUUGAGGGGGACACAGAGCUUCUGUUAAUAGUGAUCAUACUUUUUGAAGUAGAUUCCAAAGAGGAACGGUUAGCUUUUGUUUACAAAAAUCCAAUAUCGAGAUUUUUGUUCAAGUUGUAAUUAAAAUUUUUUUCAGCUCUUUACAGUUUUAUGAUAUUUAUAAAUUUCAUUUUUAGAACAGUGGAAACUUGUUUUUUUUUUCUCAUAUUUGAGGAUUGUUAGAAUUGAAGACACCAAUGUUUGGUGCAGUGUAUUGUUCUAAGUGAAAUACAGACUUUUGUACAUGUUCAAAUUAUUGCAGAUUUUUGUGCAGUGUAGUUUAUGUAAUGAACAAAGUUGUCAUUUGUAAAAAUAUUUAAAAUGUUCAUUUGGAAAUAUCACAAGUCAUGCCUUCUACACACACACACACACAUACACACACACCCUCCCCCCCCCGCAAAGUUUGAGUUUUGUAUGCUGUAACUGUCAAAAAUACACCUGCAUUGAAGUUAGUGUUCUAACAAAUUUAGGUACAGUUUGUUCAAAUUUGGAAUUCCUUACCCUCGGACAUAAAGGAUGUUUGCUAGAUGCAGCAGGUUCCGUACUGGACCAUCCUCAACAGGGGAGAAAGCCGGGUGCCAUUUACUCUUUGUGUGUGCCCCCAUUUGAUUCUCUGCUGCAUGAAAUGGGUCUUUGAAGGGCAGAGCCAUCCAUUUUCCCAUCCUGUUUGGUCCAAAUAAGUUCAAAAUGAAGAUCUAGCAUAACAAAUGUCAGACUUUUCCCAUGGAAUUUAGGAUGAACUUGUGUGAAAGUCACGGCCCACACCUGGACCCUGGAUCAGAAGAUGCAAAAGUGAAUUGUCUAAAACAUACGGUCCUCGUUUUGUAGCACAAACUAUCACUAAAGAUUUGAGGCAGAGGUCUGGAUUGCUGUUUUCUUUCUCCACUAACAUUUUUCACUAAAGGCCUUAGCCUAAAGCAUUUUCUGGACUACCUUCCAUCCGAUGUCAAGUUUGUAGUGUACGAUUAGUGGAAGAAACUAUACAGUUAUGAAUGAGAUUGUGAAUGUGUGACAAUCAACUAUUUAGAUACUGUAAAACUAAAAGGUUUAAAGGGAUAUUGUACAGUUAUAUACAUGUACAAAUAUAUAUAACUAGAAUAUAUCUGGUUAAGAGUAAUCAGUUCUUUUAAACCGAACACACCUUAAUCCACAUCACUAAGUGCCAGACAUGCAGUAUUACUAGCGUACUGCUCUACUAUAAGUGAUUUUAUUUUUAUACCAUGUGCAAACUAUCAGCUUGUUAGUGUUUUCUGCAUUAGCUUGAGCCUGUAAUGAACCCAGAAUCAUGGUGGUGUGUUUGAUUUGUUCUUUUCUACACCAAACCAUACUUAUAAAGUAACCCAGCACUUCUAAAUGAUCAGUUUUCUGAUGGUCAAAGCCUUGUAACCCAGCAUUUCUGAAUGAUCAGUUUUCUGAUGGUCAAAGCCUUCAAUUGUCCGAAAUUAGGGUCAGAGGCUCUUAUAAACUAGUGUUAAGCAGUAUUACUCUAAGUAAACGUUUUCAUGACCUGUAUUUGUCCGAUUUGCUAUUGACUGCACAUGACAUGCAGUGCCUUAAGAUAUGGUUUAUAGUACUCUUCAUGUCUUCAAGUCAAAUUUUGUAAAGCAUAAUAAUAUAUGGUAAUAAAAUAAUCA